AAAUGCUAAGAGGAGUAUUUUUACUUAGUGAAGGAAUUAGGGGUAUCUAGAAUUGUGUUUUUGUUUUUUUCAUUAAAUUAUGCCUAUAAAAAUAAGUAUGCAAAUUUGCUCUUCUCUAGAAAAGCCUUAUGCGAUCUCUACAGAUGGGUGACUCUUCUUUUUGGACAAGACUAAUUUGAGAGUUUUCUUCCUUUUAGAGGAGAGUGACUUUGAAUAGCCUGCUGAGAAAUAUAGGAUAUAUUACUUGUAGUAUGUUGGUUUAUUAUACAGGUCUAUGUGCUUCUAAAAGCUCCCGAUUAUAUGAAGGGAAACAUUUGCUAAGGGAGAUUUUUUUCAAAAGUGCAAGGUAAAAGUAAGGUAUUUGUUUAUAGCAAUAAAACUGUACAUACAACUAAAUACAGUGAAUGUAUAUACCUGUGUACUGUAUAAUAUAGUAUGUACCAUAUAUAGUACAUGUCUGUAUGUGUGUUAUAUGGAUAUACUGUACAUAUAUAUAUAAUAUAUCUUACACAUACUGUAUAUAAUAUACACACCUGUGUAUUAUACAAGUAUGUACUAUUUCUCUUUGACAGGUACAGAAGUAUAUAUGUAUAUGGAGAAAGACUAGCCCUUGUCCACCUCUCCUUCAUUUUUUACCGGUUAACAGCUCAGGGUCUCUCCCUUUCUCAUGCACAUACGGCAUUUUUUGACCCACUUUCACUCCUGUCUUGACAUGUCUGCUACUAGAGACGAGUUUCCCCUAACAGGCAGUGGACAGCAGAUUACAAAGAAGGGAGACCUCUAGUGGCCAAGAUUUUAGAACUGGAGUAAUUUUUGCACUGCAACGAUGUAAGGGCAGAAGUGGUCCCCCAGCAGGCUUCAGUGAUGUCAUGUCUGAUGGGAAACCCCUACUUUUUCCUGCUGGGAGAUUGCAUGUGAGCAAGAAGUAAGCUUGUCAAACAAGAAUCACCCUCCAGAGAGCAAGAGCUCUGCCAAGACACACUUGGUCGAAAAUUGGCUUGUUCUUCUGAUCAUCCACUGGACCGGAAAAUUGUCCCCCCUCCCUUUUACAGGUCAUUGAAAAUUAGAGACUCCUGGUCUUCCCCAUCUGCUGGAAAACUAUGAGGUGGAUAGGGAUUAUACGGAUCUUAGUAAUUGUGUUCACACUGCUAUCAACAUGGUUUUUUGUAGAAAAAAUUUUCUCUUCAAAAUGGGAAGCAAGUUCCUUACAUUCUUUAUUUGAAAAGGAAGUGAAAAGAGAUACAAUUCCGGAAAAAAAACACAGAAAAUGCGGAAAUGAUAAAGAGUGUCCACAGAAUUACUUUGCCUUUAAAGUAAUAAGUGGAGCAGCCAAUGUGGUCGGCCCUUCCAUCUGCCUGGAGGACAAAAUACUUAUGAGUAAUGUGAGAAACAACAUUGGCAGAGGACUAAAUAUUGCACUUGUAAAUGCCAGUACGACGAGACUUAUAAAGACAGGUCAUUUUGAUAUGUAUUCCGGUGAUGUAAAGGAUGUUCAGAAGUUCUUGGCAGGAAUGAAAGAGGGCACCUUAAUAUUUAUUGCAUCAUUUGAUGAUCCAGCCACAAAACUGGAUGACAAAACUAGAGAUCUCUUUACCAGUUAUGGAAGUAGUUAUGCAAAGAAACUGGGAUUCCGGGACUCUUGGACCUUUGUUGGAGGAAAAGGAUUGAAGAACAAAAGCCCCUUUGAGCAGCACAUCAAGAAUGAUAAGGAAAACAAUAAGUAUGACGGCUGGCCUGAAGUUCUGGAAAUAAGUGGAUGCAUUCCUAAAAAAAUGGACUAACAGCAACUUUUUAUCUCAGACUGUAUUUUGGAGAAGUCUUUUAUGAGUGAAUUGUUAGAACUGCUUGGACUCCUUUAGGACGUUUUAGCAAUAUGUUUACAUGUGGAUGUAUAUAUUUUAUUUAAUAAAGAAAGGAGAUCACUGAG
Hyla sarda is the source of this 1927-nucleotide messenger RNA. It is a transcript of the gene FAM3D, whose product is annotated as FAM3 metabolism regulating signaling molecule D. The transcript has 12 exons. Lineage: Eukaryota; Metazoa; Chordata; Amphibia; Anura; Hylidae. The coding region runs from base 1101 to 1781 and encodes 226 amino acids. The record is from RefSeq and is a predicted model, not a curated record.